Messenger RNA from Penicillium malachiteum, 1479 nucleotides. RefSeq names its product putative nucleolin protein Nsr1. The record is from RefSeq and is a predicted model, not a curated record. NCBI's taxonomy places the organism in Eukaryota, Fungi, Ascomycota, Eurotiomycetes, Eurotiales, Aspergillaceae. The coding region runs from base 1 to 1479 and encodes 492 amino acids. The transcript has 2 exons. Gene Ontology annotation, molecular function: mRNA binding.
AUGUCCAAGACCUCCAAGGUUACCAAGGCUGAGAAGCCCUCCAAGACCCUUAACAAGGUCAAGGACGCCGGUGUCGCCAAGGCCGCCAAGACCUCUUCCAAGAAGGUCGUCGCCGAGAAGGUCGCUAAGAAGGAGAAGGACUCCAAGAAGAGCAAGAAGAAGGAGCCUACCCCCAGCUCUUCUGAGUCUGAGUCCAGCGACGAGGAGAUGGCCUCCGACAGCUCCAGCUCUUCCGAGUCCGAGGAUGAGAAGCCCGCCCCCAAGAAGGAGGUGAAGAAGGAUACCAAGAAGGCUGCCAAGAAGGAGGAGUCUUCCUCCGAGUCCGACAGCGAUGAGGAGAUGGAGGAUGCUUCUUCCUCUUCCAGCGAGAGCGAGUCUGAGGAUGAGAAGCCCGCCCCCAAGAAGGCUGAGGCCAAGAAGGUCGAGAAGAAGGCCGAGUCUUCUUCCGAGUCUGAGUCUUCUGACUCUGAGUCCGAGGAUGAGAAGCCCGCCAAGAAGGUCGCUAAGAAGGAGGAGUCCGACUCUUCCGACUCUGAGUCUGAGUCCGAGGCCAAGAAGGAGUCUUCUGACUCUGACAGCUCCGACAGCUCCGACAGCUCUGACUCUGAGUCUGAGUCUGAGGACAGCGAGGAUACCGCCAAGGCCUCCAAGAAGCGCAAGGCUGAUGAUGAGCCCGAGGCUGUUGCUAAGAAGACCAAGACUGAGGACGCCCCUGAGGGUGCUUCCGCCAACCUGUUCAUCGGUAACCUGUCAUGGCACGUCGAUGAGGACUGGCUCCAGCGCGAGUUCUCUGAGUUCGGCGAGUGCUCGUGCCGUGUCGUCACUGACCGUGAGUCCGGCCGCUCCCGCGGAUUCGGUUACGUUGAGUUCUCCAGCGCUGCCGAUGCUGCCAAGGCCUUCGAGGCCAAGAAGGGUUGCGAGAUUGACAACCGUCCCAUUAACCUGGACUACGCUACUGCCCGUCAGAACAACGCUGAGCGCCCUGAGCGCACCCAGCAGCGCGCCCGUGACUUCGGUGACUCUACCAGCCCCGAGUCCGACACUCUUUUCGUUGGCAACCUGCCUUUCUCUGCCUCCGAGGAUGCUCUCCGUGAUGUCUUCGCUGAGCAGGGUACCAUCCUGGGCAUCCGUCUCCCCACUGACCAGGAGUCCGGUCGCCCCAAGGGUUUCGGUUACAUUCAGUUCUCUUCCGUCGAUGAGGCCCGCGCUGCUCACAGCCAGCUGAACGGUACCGACCUUGAGGGUCGCUCUCUCCGUCUGGACUUCAGCACUCCCCGCCCUGCUGGUGGUGACCGUGGUGGCUUCGGUGGCCGUGGUGGUGGCCGUGGUGGCUUCGGUGGCCGUGGUGGUGGCCGCGGUGGUCCCCGUGGUGGUGGUGGUCGUGGCCGCGGUGGCUUCGGUGACCGUGGUGGCCGUGGUGGCUUCAACAAGGCCAAGGGCAGCAUCCCUGAGUUCAAGGGUACCAAGGUCACUUUCUAA